Geodia barretti is the source of this 3317-nucleotide messenger RNA. Lineage: Eukaryota; Metazoa; Porifera; Demospongiae; Tetractinellida; Geodiidae. The record is from the annotation of a GenBank genome assembly.
AUAGAAUGGACCCGAUAGACAUCUUUCUCAGUCUGGUCAUCUGAACUGAUGCCCACUCUUUACACCACAACUGGAUCUCCAGAGAGAGGCUAUCAGAGUGUUCUGACCACCUCUGAGAAUGACACAGGCAACACUAUCAUCUACCGCUGCACUGCUACAGUAUCCAGUUACUCCAACUUCAGUGAAAUUACUGUACAUGUUAAAGCAAUCGCUCCUAGCCCUAGUACUCAGAGUCUCACUCUCACGUCUACCACUGUUUCUGUCAGUAGUUCUACCAUUGCUCAAAGCAUCAGUGAUGGUGGUAGUGGUGAAGAUACAUACGGUAUGCCCACAACUUCAUCCAUUGCCAGCACGAACAGUGACAUUUUUGAAAUUGCUAUCCCCACUGCCACAACUAUCACUCCCAAAAGCACGACUGCGAAAUAUAUGGAGCAGUGUACUAAAACAAUCACUCUCACCACCACGGUCACUUCUACUCCUGUCAGUGAAAUAUGUGCAUGUAAAAAUGUUGACAAGGAGCCAUUUACUGAGAGCACUGCAGUAAUAGCUGGAGGUGUGGGUGGAGGAAUAAUACUCUGUCAGAUCCUUGUCUGUCUCCCCAUUGCCAUAUUUUGCAUCUGCAACAGAUCAGCAUACAGUAAGAAGGUGGAGACCCACAGUAACACAGCCUAUGGAGUGGUACCAGCAAGAAGAAGGGAGGAACCAGAAUAUGAAAUUUGUUUACGUGCCCGCAGCAGCCUCCAAAGAGUGUGACCAAAGAACUGAGAUUCCCACACAACACAAAGCUGCUGUCUGUGGUUGUAACAGAGACUGUCGUCUUCUCCUUGUUUCCUUGGAAUCCUGCUAGAGACCUGUGAGCAUUGAGGGCAGUGGGUGGGUGGAGUCUAAUAAUUAUACAAGAGGAGAGGUUUGAGGCACACACCAUUCCCUUUUAUGUAUCAGUUAACUGAUAAACAGUGUGCUAUAAUACACAGGUGUGUAUGUAUUAAGGGCUCCAAUCUUCGAAAAGUUGUUGUUUUGUGCACAGUCGUUUUUCCAAUGUUGAUUUGGGGUCUUAUGUAAAGUUAGUUAUGCUGACUCUAGAGCCUAAUCAUCAAACAGUAUUACUUUUGGAGAAGAUAAGAUGUCACUAGAAGGUGUACUUGUCAGAGCCAUAGCUUUACUGUUAGUUCGGAGUUGCCAGGCACUGCCUCAAUUUAUACACGAGGGACACUUUCUGUCCAACAAUUCCUUCAUCUACUAUCCUGAUAUUGGUGAUUAUGGAGAUCGUGCUCUAAAGUGUGUGACUGACAGUGUAAACUGCUGCAAUAACUCUACUGUUGGUGGCUGGAGAGAUGAGAGUGGGAGACCAGUCUACCAGGGAGCAGAUGGGACCACUUGUCUGUAUGUCACUAGAGGAGAUGGAGUGAUCAGUCUAAAUCGCAAGAGAGGUUGUACUGACCACACAUCAGGACUGUGGAGAUGUGAUAUACCUGAUUCCAGUGGAGAGAGUCAGAGCCUCUACAUCUAUAUCAGCAAUAGAAGAGCAUAUGGACAAUUGGUCUUGCUGUCUGUGAACUUCACUCUACACACUGAGCUCAGAGCAAGUGUUCCUGAAUUCACUAUCUCCUGCCGUACUCAUGGAGGACCUGCCACAACUGUCCAGUGGACAGUAAAUGGAGUCCCAGUACAGGAAAACAGAUAUUAUGAGACCAGUCAGCUCAUACUGGACACAUCUCUCAACUCUGUCUAUGACACCAGAUUGAGAGUAAAAGGAAGAAAAUGUGGGACUUACAACUGUACAAUCAGCAAUAAUAUUAGAGAUUACUUACCUGAGGCAUCCAUUGAUGAAGUUAAUGGAUCUAAGACCAUUAUUGUGGCAAGAGAGCCCACUAAUCUUACCACAGUCAUCCCUGAGUCCAACAGUACACAUGUUAACAUCACUGUGUCUUGGGAGUCACAAGACUAUGUCGUCUACUACCAGCCUAAGGAAGGACCAGUCAUCAGUGACAGGGUGUCUGGAGGAGAGACAGACACACACUCACUGGAUGGUCUUCAGAGAGGAGUCACCUACUACAUCUCCAUAGUGGCUCUGUCACCUCACCUACCCAGUCCUCUGGUUGGACCUAUCACUGUCAUUGCUAAUCCACCACUGAUAUACGUAGAGACCUCACCUGAAUCACUCACUACCUCACCAAACAAUCAGUUCUCAGUCAACUGUACUGCCAGAGCUGAGGUUGAUGGACAGAGUAUUCCUGUGGACAUAGAAUGGAUCCGCUUGCCAUCUCUCCUCCAUCUGGUCCAUCUGAACUGAUGCCCACUCUUUACACCACAACUGGAUCUCCAGAGAGAGGCUAUCAGAGUGUUCUGACCACCUCUGAGAAUGACACUAUAAUUAUUGUCUACCGCUGCACUGCUAAAACAUUGCGUUACUCCGAAUCAAAAGAUACCACAGCUUUCAUAAGAGUAGUUCAAAGUCCUCCUAGCAAUGUAACUGAGUGUACUUCCUUUGUGACACUUACAACCACUGUUACUAGCAGUGAAACAACUACUGUAGUAUCUAGUACUAGUAUUAAGCCUAGCACCACCCUUCAAAUCACUGGCACUGCUACCGUUACUGUCACUAAGACUGUCACUCCUGCCGAGGAUAUUGCUCUCAGCAGUCACAGUAGCGCUACAAGACUCUUUUCUCCAACGACCACUCCCGCCAGCAACUCCAAUAUGGUCAUUGCUACCUCUGUUACAUCAGUUAGUGUAAUCACAUGUGCUGAAGAUAUUGAGCCAUGUACAAGAAGAAGCAUCACUCCAACCAGAAAAAAUAUGGUCAUUGCUACUCCUGCUACUCCUUUCAGUGAAACAUGCUCAUGUACUAAAGAUGUUGACAAGGAGCUAUGUAGUACUGAGAGCACUGCAGUAAUAGCUGGAGGAGUGGGUGGGGGGAUAAUACUCUGUCAGAUCCUUGUCUGUCUCACCCAUUGCCAUAUUUUGCAUCUGCAACAGAUCAGCAUACAGUAAGAAGGUGGAGACCCACAGUAACACAGCCUAUGGAGUGGUACCAGCAAGAAGAAGGGAGGAACCUGUGUAUGAUGUGAUUAAUCAGCCUCUGAAUCAAAGUGCUGCUAAACUACCUCUGUCUUCAAAUGUCACCACUGCAUCCACUGUGAUGUAAUAAAGCACCUCUAUCAUAACGAUUUUGACACAGUUAUAGGGCCACUGUAGUAUAGGGCCACUGGUCUUAGUAUAUAUAAUUGCUGUGUAUACUAGAAUAUUACGAUUCCCAAGAAUUUCUCAAGAAGCAUGCGCUCACCAGAAAUAAGACAGGCAGGAAUGCGUUUCUC